UUUCUGUUGUUUGUGGCUAUGUUUUGGGGAGGUUUACAGCUCUGGAGAAAGAAGAAGGAGACAUGAGAAGGAGGAGACUCACCAGACACAACUGUUUUACUCUGGGGGUGGAGGGAAAUAGGGGGCACAAAGGAGCAGCAAUUACUGAGCUAACGAAGUAUUUUAGGUAAUAUAUCUUCUGGAAAGAAAGGAAAAUGUGAAAAGUCUGGACCUAUGUUUUAAAAUGUUUUCUGUGAUUUCAGGCUUUCUUUUUGACUCGUUUUGAGCUGGAAUUCUCAUCCAUUUCAUAACGGCUCUAACGUGUUCAAACUAAUCUGACAGAGACUUGCCCAUAAGAGGUCAUGCAAUUGAACAGAGUAACUUUCAUUUCCUCCAUAUUUCUGCUCUCUCCAUGCCCUUUCCUUUCUAGCAGAGAGCAAACCUUCUGUACCAUGUGUUCUCAAUCUCUGCGUACAGAGCCACCUGGAUAAUGAAAACAGAAAUCUACUAUUUUACAGCUCAGAAAUCAUCAAAAGAGGAUCCCGUCAAAAAGGUGAAGUCAAUUGCCAAGAACAUGCUUGAUGGCUUUUUUGAUGAAUUCAUAGAGAAGAAUGUGUUAAAUGGAGAAGAAUUACAGAGACUGGGGGGAGACAUUAAUGUCAUCGUGAAUAGGACUGAAAACCUUGUUGAAGAUAUCACUGAGAAAACCCAGAAGGCGGGCAAAAUAUUUAUGGACCGCCUCUUCAACCCCAAGAAACAGCUGAGAUUAAAAUAUGAAGAUGAAAAUGAAGAUAAUGAACGUGAGGAAAAAGCUGGGUCAGCCCAGGCAUUGGCUCUCCCUCCAGCAGAAUUCCAAAAUGAAAUUGAAGAUGAUGAAACUGUGGAGAAUGGUGAUUUGGCCCAGGCAUCAUUUUUACCUCUGACAGCUCCUCCAGAAACCAAUGAUGAAUUGAUGCUUUGCCCUCCUCAUUAUUUCCAAAAAGUGAAGACAAAAAGGGGAAAUGAGAUAUAUCCAGUGAUGGAGAAGGCAGGCCGAACACGCCUGGCCCUCAUCAUCUGCAACAAAGAAUUUGACCAUCUUUCUACUCGGGACGGUGCUGAAAUUGACAUUUUGGGAAUGCAGGACGUGCUGGAAAACCUUGGAUACUUAGUGGUUGUAAAAAAGAAUCUCUCAGCUCAGGAAAUGGAAGAAGAGCUAAGGCAGUUUGCUGCCCGCCCAGAGCACAAGUCCUCAGACAGCACAUUUCUGGUAUUUAUGUCACACGGCAUCCUAGAUGGACUCUGUGGGAAGAAGCACAGUUCACAACAGCCAGAUAUUCUGAAAGAUGAUACUAUCUUUCGAAUUUUCAACAACAGCAACUGCAAGAACCUCAAAGACAAGCCCAAAAUCAUCAUCAUGCAAGCCUGCCGAGGUGAAGGUGAUGGGAUUGUUUGGAUGACUGACAUGGGAGAAGCAUCUACACACAGUUUCCAGCCCUCACAAUGCAACAUCCAGAAUGAUGCAAUUACAAAGGCCCACGUGGAGAAGGACUUCAUUGCUUUCAAAGCGUCGACCCCACAUAAUGUUUCUUGGAGGCUUGACACAAAUGGCUCUCUCUUCAUUUCUCAACUUGUCAACUGCUUCAAGAAGUAUUCUUGUUAUUAUCAUUUGGAGGAAGUUUUUAGAAAGGUUCAACAUUCAUUUGAAACACCAAAUGAAAUGACCCAGAUGCCUACCAUUGAAAGAGUAUCCAUGACAAGAUAUUUCUACCUCUUCCCUGGGAAUUAAAACUCGUAAGAGGCAUCUCAGUUAUGUGAAUUCACAAAAUAGGUUUGGGGACUCCCUGAGCAACGUAAAGACUAAUAAGUUGGCGAACGAUAGCUGUCAAUUGCCCACUAGUUACAGGGCUCAUGUUAUCUGCCGUUGUCUCAAUGGUCUUCUGUGAAACUCUGGUUUUAUUUGACUUUGACCAUAAUGUAAUGGUUGUGUAAGAAAUGGUAAGUCCAAUGUUGGCCAGCUAGAAACACGUUAGUCAUAAUCUCUCUCAAGCGCUGUUCAGUCAGUGGAAGCUAUUCGGUUCUGAUGCGUGCACAAAAAUCUGGUCACCUGCAAUAAUCAGAAAGGCUAUGUAGAGCUGAUGUUCAGCCUCUUUACCAAGUCAGUUUUGCUGAGCCACAUACUUUCUGUUCCAAGUAUAAAUACUUUCCAAAUAUAAAUACUUUUACAAUUUUGGAUAAAUGAUUGUCAAAAAUUUCUGCUAAAUUAUAGACAUAGAAGAAAUCUAAGGUAAUGACUGAUAGGUAGAAUAAUGUUCUCUUUUAAACUGUUACUAAUCUAAUAGGUGAAAAAUUAUCAAUGUCAUUGGCAUAUCUUUUUGUUAUUAAAGUCAUUAGAUUUUUUAAACAUCUUCAUUAGCUACAUUCUUUUCCUUUAGUUAAUUAUUCUAAUUAUUCUUCUUUUUUAUUUCAAGAGUUUUUAUGUUUUUCUUAUCAGUUUAAGUCCUUUGUAUGUAAACAAUCAUAUUAGCUCAUAAUCAUAAGCUUGGGAACAUUUUUUAGUUAGUCGUUUGAUAUUUAAUUCUGUGUGUGUCAUUCAGUGACAUACGUGCCUUACAAGUCAAUUCUGACUCAUGAUGAGCUCAUGUGUGUAAGAGUACAACUGUGCACCACAGGAUUUUCAAUAGCUGAUUUUUGGAACUAGAUCACCAGGCCUUUCUUCCAAGCAGCAUCUGGGUAAAUUUGAAGUUUGACCUUUUGGUUAGCAGCCAAGUACACUAACCAUUUGCACUACCCAGAGUCUCCCAGUGACAUGGAGAAUUUUCGAAUUUUCAGUAAUAGAAUUAAUGUGAAUUCCAUAUGUACUGGCUUCUAUUUCUUAAAGCUUAAAAAUUGUAUUACUCUACCUGUAUUUUUCUAUAACUGUCUUUUUUAAAUCUUUCUCUAAUGUUGUGUAUCCUAUUUAGUAUGAAUGGUGGAAUGAAACUCUUAUUAAUUUUUUUCAAAGAAUUAUCUGUUGUCAAGGAAACACUAAUUUAACUGUACCUUUUUCUUCUUACUAACUAUAACUUGGUUUUUAAUAUUAAUUGAGAAUGUGCUAUGGGCUAUGUGUUUGGAGGAUAUGAAAGAAAGAUCCUGACUUUGGUACCUACUUCAGGGAAUCCUGUGAAUGCAAGUGAUUGAACCUCACUCAAACAGGCUUCAAAAGAAAAAACCAAAAUCUUUGUGUGUGGAUAUAAGAGAUAAUCUAAUCUGAUAUUCCUCCACAUAGGAAAAUAAAGAUAGCCAAGCUGCUGGAGACCUGGUGUAGAAAGUAGUAAGUCAGGAAAUAGUUCUCUCUGAUUAAUAUCUCCAAUGAGUCCUAAUUUUAAAUCUUACAGUCGUAUCUUGCUAAUCGUAACAUUUUAAAUAAAUUAUUUAAUUUUUCUGACACCAAUAUCUAGGAAUGAAAAUGUGUACACUAACACCUGACUUAUAUGGAACACAUAUGAUAUGUAAAUGGAAAAGUUUCAAACUGGAGACACUCAUGUCAGACUAAGAAUGACGGGACCAACAUGCAUUCUCAGGAACCAAAAAGGUCAGGAUGUAAGCCAUUUAGGAAGAACAUGUCAAGCUGUAAACCAUUGUUCUCAGGAAGAAUGUGCUCAUAACUAACCAAACUGGUCAGGAUAUAAACCAUUUGGGAAGAAUGUGUGAACAGUUUGCUCCCAGAACCAACUACAAUUGUGAAUAACUGACAGCACUACUACAACCAAGUAUAACCUAAUCGGCUGGCAUCUCACACCCAAGUGGUAACUCACUCCUCCCUAAAAGUCAUCAACCUUUACAUUUCAAAGGACUUCAAGCUGAAGCUGAUCUUAUUUACAAGCAAUUAUUAACCCUCUGCCUUUCCUUCUAUGCUUGAACUGUGGAACACUUUGCCUUUCUACCUAGUGCUGCCCACCUAUCGCUGUUCUAUUCCUCAAUAAAACUCUUUCUCAUUCACUCCUAACAGAGUAUGAUAUUUUCUUCAGUGACAGAAAAUAAGUGCAUAAAUUGCCUCUCUAGUGCACUGCCUCAUACACAAUAGGUAUUUUUUUUUUAUUGAACUUUAGAUGAAGUUUUACAGAAUAAAUGAGUUUCUCAUCAAAUGGUACACGUUUUAUGACAUUGUUUAACAACCCCAUGACAUGUCACUCCCUCCUCUCAACCCUGAGUUCCCCAUUACCAGCUGUCCUGUUCCCUCCUACCUUCCAGUCCCUGCCCCAGGGCUGGUGUGCCACUUUAGUCUUGCUUUGUUCCAUGGGCUGAAGGGUGAAACUCAGGAGAGGCCUCAUUACUAAGCUGAAAGGGUGUCCGGGGGGCAUACUCUCGGGGUUUCUCCAGACUCUGUCAGGCCAGCAAGUCUGGGCUUUCUUUUGAAUUGGAAAUUUGUUCUACAUUUUUUCCAGCUCUGUCUGGGACCCUCUAUUGUGAUCCCUAUCAGAGCAGUCAGUGGCGGUAGCUGGGCUCCAUCUAGUUGUACUGGACUCAGUCUGGUGGAGGCCAUGGUAGAUAUGGUCCAUUAGUCCUUUGGACUAAUCUUUCCCUUGUGUCUUUAGUUUUCUUCAUUCUUCCUUGCUCCCAAAUGGGUGAGACCAGUGGAGUAUCCUAGAUGGCCGCUCACAGGCUUUUAAGACCCCAGACGCUACACACCAAAGUAGAAUGUAGAACAUAUUCUUUACAAACUCUGUUAUGCCAAUUGAGCUAGAUGUUCCCUGAAACCAUGGUCCUCACAGCACUCACCCCAGCAAUUCCAUCCCUCAGGAGUUUGGAUGUGUCAAUGAGCUACCAUGUCCUUGCCUUGUACAGGUUGUGCUAGCAUCCCAGUACUGUGUACUGUCUUACCCUUCACCAAAGUUACCAAUUCCCUAUUGUCUGCUAAGUUUUUUUUUCCAUCCCUACCCCUCCCCUCCCUCGUAACCAUCAAAUAUUGUUUCUUUUUUGUAUGUAAACCUUUUCAAGAGUUUUUACAAUAGUGGUCUCAUACAAUAUUUGUCCUCUUGUGACUGACUUAUUUCAGUCAGCAUAAUACCCUCCAAAUGCAUCCAUGUAAUGAGAUGCUUCACAGAUUCAUUGCUGUUCUUUAGAUGUUGCAUAAUACUCCACUGUGUGUAUGUACCACAGUUUGUUUAUCCAUUCUUCAGUUGGUAGGCAUCUAGGCUGUUUCCAUCUUUUUGCUAUUGUGAACAAUGUUGCAAUGAACAUGGGUGUGCAUAUAUCUAUUCACGUGAUGACUCUUAUUUCUCUAGGAUAUAGUCCUAGUAGUGGAAUUGGUGGAUCAAAUGGUAUUUCUAUUUCUAGCUUUCUAAGGAAGCUCCAUAUCGUUUUCCAAAAAGGUUGUGUCAUUUUGCAUUCCCACCAGCAGUGCAUAAGAGUUCUGAUCUCCCCGCACCUCUCCAACAUUUGUUGUCUCUGUUUUAUUGAUUCGUGCCAGUAAUACUGGGUUAGAUGGUAUCACACCGUGGUUUUCAUUUGCAUUUCUGUGAUGGCCAGAGAUCCUGAGCAUUUCCUCAUGUGUCUGUUGGCUGCUUGAAUGUCUUCUUUGAUGAAGUGUCUGUUCAUUUCCUUUGCCCAUUUUUUAAUUGGAUUGUCUUUUUUGUUGUAAGGGUGUUGGAUUACCUUGUAGAUUUUAGAGAUUAGACCUUUGAAUUGUAAUAGCCAAUUUUUUUUUUUUUUUUCCCGAGCCUGUAGGUUCUCUUUUUACUCUUUUGGUGAAGUCUUUUGAUGAGCAUAAGUGUUUAAUUUUUAGAAGAGCCCAGUUAUCUAGCUUAUACUCUGGAGCUUGUGUAUUGUUGGUUGUGGUUUGUAUCCUGUUUGUGCCAUGUAUUAGGGCCUGUCAUGUUGAUCAUAUUUUUUCUUCUAUGAAUUCAUGCUUUUUGGCUUUAUGUUUAGGUCUUUGAUUCACUUUGAGUUAGUUUUUGUAUAUGGUGUAAGGUACAGGUCCUGCUUCAUUUUUUUGCGGAUGGACGUCCAGUUUUGCCAGCACCAUUUGUUAAAAAGACUGUCUUUUCCCCAUUUGAUGGACUUCAGGCCCUUGUUGAAGAUCAGGUGACCAUAGGUGGAUGGAUAUACAUCUGGGUUCUCAAUUCUGUUCCAUUGGGCAUUGUAUCUAUCAUUAUACCAGGACCAGGUUGUUUUGACUACCAUAGCUAUAUAAGAGGUUCUGAGGUCAGGUAGUGUGAGUCUUCCUACUUUAUUCUUAUUCAUCAAUAGUGCUUUACUCAUCAUUGGCUUGUUCCCUUUCCAUAUAAAGUUAAUGAUAAGUUUUUCUAUCUCUAAAGAAUGUUGUUGGUAUUUAAUUGGUAUUGCAUUGUAUUUGUAAAUUGCUUUGGGUAGAAUUGUCAUUUUCGCAAUGUUAAGUCUACCUAUCCAUAAGCAUUGUAUGUUUUUCCAUAAAAAAAAAAAAAAUUUUUUUUUUUUUUUUAUAGAUCUCUUGUGGUUUCUUGCAGUAGUGUUUUGUAGUUUUCUUUGUAUAGGUCUUUUACAUCCCUGGUUAGAUUUAUUCCCAAGUAUUGUAUUUUUUUAGGGGCUUUUUUUUUUUAUUAUAGAUAGUAUUGUUUUCCUGAUUUCCUUUUCAUCAUUCUCUUUAUUGGUGUAUAGGAAUCCAACUCACUUCUGUAUGUUUAUCUUGUAUCCUGCAGCUCUGCUGACUCUUUCUAUCAGUUUCAGUAGUUUUCUUGUGGAGUCGUUUGUAUUUUCUAAGUAUAGUAUCAUAUCAUCUGCAAAUAGAGACAGUUUAACUUCUUCAUUACCAAUUUGGAAGCCCAUUAUUUCUGUUUUUUGCUUUGUUGCUGUAGCUAAGACUUCCAUCACAAUGUUAAAUAGGAGAGGAUGACAAAAGGCAUUCUUGUCUUGUUCCUGUUCUCAAGGGGAUUUUUUUCUGCCUCUUUCCAUUGAGAAUGAUGUUGGCCUUUGGUUUUGCAUAGCUGCCCUUUAUUUUUUUUUUGAGAAAUUUCCCUACUAUACCUAUUUUAUUGAGAGUUUUUAUCAGGAAUGGGUGUUGGACUUUGUUAAAUGCUUUUCCUGUGUCAAUUGAGAUGAUCAUGUGAUUCUUUUCCUUACCUUUUUUUAUGUGGUGAAUUACGUUGAUUGGAUUUCUAAUGUUGAACCAUCCUUGCAUACCUCGUAUGAAUCCUGCUUGGUCAUGGUGUAUUAUCUUUUUGAUGUGAAACUGAAUUAUAUUGGCUAGAAGUUUGUUGAGAAUUUUUGCAUCUAUAUUCAUGAGAGAUAUUGGUCUGUAAUUUUCUUUUUUUGUGGUGUCUUUGCCUGGUUUUGGUAUCAGGGUUAUGCUGGCUUCAUAGAAUGAAUUUGGAAGUAUCACUUCCUUUUCUAUAUUCUGCAAUGGUUUGAGUAGUACUCCUCUCUGAAUGUUUGGUAGAGUUCUCUAGUAAAGCCAUCUGGGCCAGGGCUUUUUUUUGUUGGGAGUUUUUUUAUUAUUAUUAUUAUUACCUUGUCAGUCUCUUCUCUUGUUAUGGGUCUGUUCAGAUUUUCAACAUCAUUUUGUGUUUGGGUAAGUCAUGUGUUUCUAGAAAUUUUUCCAUUUCCUCUAAGUUUUCAAAUUUGUUGGAGAAUAGUUUUCCAUAAUACUCUGUUUAUUUCAGUUGUGUCUGUUGUAAUGCCCCCCAUUUCAUUUCUUAUUUGGGUUAUUUGUGUUCUCUCCUGUUUUUCUUUUGUCAGUUUGGCCAGUGAUUUUUUGAUCCUUUCAAAGAACCAACUUUUCAUUUUGUUGAUUCUUUCUAUCAUUUUUUAAUUCUCUAUUUAUUUCUGCUCUGAUCUUUAUUAUUUCCUUUCUUCUAAAGGUUUUCCGUGGGCUUCUUUUGCUGUUCUCUCUAUUUGCUCAAGUUGUGUAACUAAUGUUUUGAUUUUGUCCAUUUCUUCUUUUUUGAUGUGUGCAUCUAGUGCUAUAAGUUGACCUCUAAGGAGUGCCUUUGCUGUGUCCCAAAGGUUUUGGUAUGAUGUAUUUUCAUUCUUUUUUGAUUCCAACUUUGAUUUCUUCUGUUACCCAGUGAUUUUUAAGCAGGAUGUUAUUCAGUUUCCAUGAAAUUGAUUUUCUUUCCCUUACUUUUCCUGUUGUUAAUUUUUACUUUGAUGGCAUUGUGGUCAGAGAAGAUACUUUGUAUUAUCUCAAUGUUUUGGAUUUUGUUGAGGGGUUGCUCUUGGCCUAAGAUGUGGUCUAUUCUGGAGAAUAUUCCAUGUGUGUUGGAAAAGAAUGUGUACUUUGCAGGUGUUGCGUGGAGUGUUUAUAUAUAUAUAUAUAUAUGAGGUCAAGUUGGCUGCUUGUGCUCUUUAGCUCUUCUGCAUUUUUGUUGAGUUUCUUUCUAGAUGCUCUGUCCUUUACCGAGAGUGGUGUGUUGAAGUAUCUUACUAUUAUUGUGGAACUGUCAAUUUCUCUCUUCAGUGCUGUUAGAGUUUGUUUUAUGUAAUUUGGAGCAAUGUCAAUGGGUGCGUAGAUGUUUAUUAUGGAUAAGUCUUCACGCUGGAUCAUCCCAUUAAUCAUUAUAUAGUGCCCUUCUUUGUCUUUAAUAGUGGAUUUUGUUUUAAAGUCUAUCUUAUCUGAAAUUAGUAUUGCCACUCCUGCUCUCUUUGGUAGUUAUUUGCUUGAUAUGUUUUUUUCCAUCCUUUGAUUUUUAUUAAAUUGAAACUCUUUGUUUCUCAGGUAUGUCUCUUGUAGGAAGCAUAUUGAUCGAUACUGUUUUUUCCAUCCAUUCUGUCACUCUCUGUCUCUUUAUGGGUGCAAAUUGACGGCACUGGGUACUGGGUUUAGGUUAGGCCGUUUACAUUCAGUGUAACCAUGGACAGUUGUAAGUUUAUUGCCGUCUUUUUGUGGUGCUAACAUUUUCUUUGCUCCUCUUACUCUCCUGUGCUGAGUUUCUUUUGUUUGUGGAUUUCUUUUUUUCUUUUGUUUUCGUAGAUUUUGUUUUUAUUGAUACUUUAUGUUUUACUUCUUUAUUUUGACAAGUGGGUUUGUUUACUUUCUUUGUGGUUACCUUUAAUUUUACCCUUAUCUUACUAGGUUUAAUGCAGUCUAUUAUUUCUUGGUAUCGCCUUGUCUUUCUCUCCAUUGCAAAAUUCUAUACCUAUACCAUUUAUUCCCUCUUUUAUUGUUCUGAUGCUGUUGUCAUUUACAGAUUAACCUCUCUGGUUCCCUGUUGCAAUUGUUUUGGUUUUGGAUAGUCCUUGAGAGUUUAUUUCCUAGGUUGGUAUCUGGCUGGUACAAUCCUGUGUCCUAGAUUCAGGCUGUGGUCUGAUGUUUGUUCUCAGACUGAAGGACUCCCUUUAAUAAUUCUUGUAAGUUUGGUUUGGUUUGUAUAUAUUCCCUUAAUUUCCAUUUAUCUGGAAAUGUCCCAAUUUCACUAUCAUAUCUGAAUGAAAGUUUUGCAGGAUAUAUUAUUCAUGGCCGGCAAUUUUUUUCUUUAAAAGUUUUAUAUAUGUCAUCCUUUGCCUUCUUGCCUGCAUGGUUUCUGCCAAAUAAUCAGAGCUUAGUCUUAUUGUUUCUCCUCUGAAUGUGACUUUUUGUUUUUCUCAAGCUUCUCUCACAAUUUUUUGUCUUUGGUUUUAGAGAGUGUGAUUAUGAUAUGCCUCGGUGUUUUUCUAUUGGAAUCUAUCCUAUAUGGCAUUAUUUGAGCUUCUUGGAUGGUCAGGUUCUCAUCAUUCAUGGUAUUAGGGAAGUUUUCUGUCAGCAAUUCUUCAAUGAUCCUCUCUGUGUUUUCUGUUUUCUCUCCCUGUUCUAGAACUCUGAUCGCUUGCAGAUUUUUGCACAUAAUUCUCAGGGUUUCUUCAUUUCUCUUCAUACUUUUUUCUGAUUUUUCCACAGAGUUGUAGUCAAGUGUUUGUCUUCAAUUUUGCUGUUUCUGUCUUCCAUCAUUUCAAACCUGCUUCUCAGCCCUUCUAUGGCACUGUCUGUUUCUGAAAUCUUGUUGUUUAUCUUUGGAUUUCUAGUUGUUUUUGAAUGAUUUCUAGCUGUGAAUGUAUUUUGGCAUUUUGUUCUUGUAUUAUUUUCCUGAAUUGUUCCAUGUUUUGGUCUGUAUUUUCCAUGAAUUUAUCUGCCUUUUCCAUAAAUUUGCCUAUUUUUUUACUAAUUUUUGUCUGCUUUUUUCUUCAACUCUUGGAUUGCUCUGAAUAUUAGGGAUUUGAAUUCCCUAUCAGGUAGUUCUAGGGCCUUUUCUUCUACUGGAAAGUCAUCUGGUAUUUUACUUUGGAUGCCUACUGGAACCACCCUGUCCUCUUUUUCUUAUAUGAUUUGAUAUUGUCUGCUCUCUUUGGACUAUUUAGUAGCUAUUUUCUUCAUUUCUUGAUUGUAGAUUUUUUUUUAUCAUGCUUUUUUGUUUCAUUUGGUUAUGUCUGAGUAGGCGGUCUGUGCAUUCUUUGUUGUUUGCUUGCUGUAGUCAUGGAACAUUUCACCUCCUUGUUCAAUGGGCUGGGCCAAUCAUUCAGCUGUGGUGCUGCUUGGCAGAUCCACCUGAAGAGGAAGGGCUGGGAUGGGUUGUUUGUGGCACACACUAGGGCCAAGAGGGCAGGCCAGGAAUCAGUGCUGGACAGGUUCCAGUAGGCCAUGCUUGUGCUGCUUGGAGGUAUGAUGGUCAGUGCACUGUGCCAGUAGGCAGGAAAGAGAAGAGGUUGUGAUGUGUAGAGCUAAUAGGGGUAUAGGAAAGAGGAGAGAGAAACAGAAGCCAAAAACAAACAAACAACCAAAGAAAAAAAAAAGAGUACUAAGGGAGCUUGCCAUUGGAGUGAUGGAUGAGAAACUGAGAAAUGGAGAAAAGCAAAAAGAAAAAAAAUAGAAAAAGUGAAAAGGAAAGAAAAAAUAACUUAAUGAAAAUUUGGAAAAGAAAAGCCCCAGGAGUUCCAGAGUCCCACCAGUGGAGCCGCUAAGACUGGGAAAGUGGCUCCCAAGCUGUGCAGUAUAGCCUGGCUAGCGGGGGUAUAGAUGUCACACAGCACCAGGUAUUCAGGAAAAGAGGAUAAGUGUGGAGAGACUAGAACUGAGAAAUGGAGAAAGAUAGAAAGGGAAAAAGAGAAGAAAAAAGGAAAGAAAUUAAGAAAGAAGGAAAAAAAAAAAAGAAAGAAA
Messenger RNA from Loxodonta africana (African savanna elephant), 11044 nucleotides. Its product is annotated as caspase-12-like. Gene Ontology annotation, cellular component: IPAF inflammasome complex; AIM2 inflammasome complex; NLRP3 inflammasome complex. The transcript has 10 exons. NCBI's taxonomy places the organism in Eukaryota, Metazoa, Chordata, Mammalia, Proboscidea, Elephantidae. Gene Ontology annotation, molecular function: cysteine-type endopeptidase activity. The record is from RefSeq and is a predicted model, not a curated record. The coding region runs from base 470 to 1747 and encodes 425 amino acids. Gene Ontology annotation, biological process: regulation of inflammatory response; proteolysis; regulation of apoptotic process.